Molecule: messenger RNA, 1855 nt
Organism: Serpula lacrymans var. lacrymans S7.9
Lineage: Eukaryota; Fungi; Basidiomycota; Agaricomycetes; Boletales; Serpulaceae
Exons: 13
Coding region: 52-1839 (595 amino acids)
Biological process (GO): CTP biosynthetic process; pyrimidine nucleobase biosynthetic process
Cellular component (GO): cytoophidium; cytoplasm
Molecular function (GO): CTP synthase activity; identical protein binding
Source: RefSeq, a predicted model, not a curated record
GACGCGUCUUGUGGUAAACGUCCAACCUCCUCCAUUGUUCUCUCUGCAACGAUGACCAAGUACAUCCUCGUCUCUGGAGGCGUCGUGAGCGGUAUCGGAAAGGGCGUCAUUGCCUCUUCGACCGGCCUCCUUUUAAAAACGGCUGGCCUGAAGGUCACAGCAAUCAAGAUAGAUCCUUAUAUGAAUAUAGAUGCUGGUACUAUGCGCCCCACAGAACAUGGUGAGGUUUAUGUCUUAAACGACGGAGGCGAGGUGGAUCUGGAUUUGGGAAAUUAUGAACGAUAUUUGGACGUUACACUAUCUAAGGAUAACAAUAUCACUACGGGUAAGAUUUAUCGAGAAGUCAUUGAUAAGGAGCGCCGAGGAGAAUAUCUGGGGAGGACAGUCCAGAUCGUGCCUCAUAUCACUAAUGCCAUUCAAGACUGGAUAGAGCGUGUUUCUAAAAUUCCUGCGGAUGAUACCGGAGAAGAGCCCGACGUUUGUAUUGUCGAACUCGGAGGUACUGUUGGUGACAUUGAAUCAGCACCAUUCGUCGAAGCCAUGCGGCAAUUCCAAUUCCGUGUGGGCCAUGAAAAUUUUGCUUUAAUUCACGUUUCGCUUGUGCCAGAUAUGCACGGCGAGCAGAAAACAAAACCGACACAGACUACGGUCCAUGCUCUCCGUGGACUGGGUCUUCUACCUGAUCUGAUUGCAUGUCGCUUAUUGGUUCCUCAACCUCUGCAACCUGCUACAAAAGACAAGAUCUCAAUGUUCUGUCACGUCUCUUCUGAACAAGUGUUUGGCGUACAUGAUGUUUCUUCUGUAUACCAUGUUCCACUCCUUCUACAAUCACAAGGCAUUGUCGAGUAUCUUCGUAAAAGACUGAAUCUGGCUAGCUUGAACAUAACACCGGAGAUGGUGACAAAAGGCCAAUCCUUAGCAACAAGAUGGAGGGGCAUGACAAGAGGACAAGAACGGCUAUUUGACGAAGUCAGGAUCGUCCUUGUCGGAAAAUACACAGACCUUAAAGACUCUUAUAUGUCUGUUAUCAAAGCUCUCGAGCACUCUGCGUUCCGUGUCCACAGAAAACUUAUCCUCCAAUGGGUAGAAUCUACUGACCUGGAGUCCGAAACGCAAGACUCUAACCCUGCAAACUACCACGAUGCAUGGAGAGCCCUCGUUGGUGCUGGAGGUAUUCUCGUUCCUGGUGGCUUUGGUCAGCGUGGAACAGAAGGCAUGAUCCUAGCCAUAAAAUGGGCGCGCGAACAAAAAGUUCCAUUCUUAGGUAUCUGUCUGGGAUUCCAGUUGGCUGUCGUUGAGUGGGCGCGGAGUGUGCUUAGUAUUCCAGAUGCCCAUUCUACUGAAUUUGGGGAAGAUACAAAAAGUCCUUUCAUCAUCUUCAUGCCAGAAAUUUCGAGGACUCACAUGGGAGGUACCAUGCGUCUUGGGUUGCGUCCCACUGUCUUUGAACCUGAAGCUGAAGCUUGGUCGAAAAUACGAAAACUCUAUGGCGGAGCGGGCAAGAUCUGGGAGAGGCACCGUCACCGCUAUGAAGUAAACCCGCAGUACGUAGACCAACUGCAAGCCAGUGGAUUGCCUUUCGUUGGAAAAGACGAGAAGGGCGAGCGUAUGCAAGUUUUGGAACUGAAAGAUCACCCUUUCUUCGUGGGAUUGCAAGCUCAUCCUGAAUUCUGCACGAGACCACUCAAUCCCUCACCACCUUUCCUCGGUUUCGUUGCUGCGUCAUGCGGGGGAGCUGUCCUCGAGGAACAACUUGAAGAACAAGUAGAGUCAUUCCACCCGCCACAUCCAGAAGAGUCUAUGAAACAUCCCACCAUAUGUAUACUCUACACAAUUUAAACCUCUUCACUUGAAC